This is a messenger RNA of Nerophis ophidion (straightnose pipefish), 6093 nucleotides long. It is a transcript of the gene igdcc3, whose product is annotated as immunoglobulin superfamily, DCC subclass, member 3. Gene Ontology annotation, molecular function: protein binding. Gene Ontology annotation, biological process: axon guidance; cell-cell adhesion. Lineage: Eukaryota; Metazoa; Chordata; Actinopteri; Syngnathiformes; Syngnathidae. Gene Ontology annotation, cellular component: axon; plasma membrane. The coding region runs from base 157 to 2466 and encodes 769 amino acids. The record is from RefSeq and is a predicted model, not a curated record. The transcript is spliced from 14 exons.
GGGAAGCGGGAUGCUGACAGAUUCCUGAUAGAUGGCUAAAAUGGCGAAAGCGUGUUGAGUCGUCCUGCGGGUCCGAACAUGUACCCGGAUGCUCCUCAGCCUCACCUGUUAACUUCACCUUGUUUCCCGCACCUGCUGGAAUAUUCGCCCGUUUAAAUGGCCUCCGCCAGGCAAUGUCGCCUGGCUGCUUGCUUUUUGGGGAUCCUCCUGAACGCCUUCGUGGGUGUGUCAUCCGAUGCAGAGCUCUCCUUCACCCUGGAGCCCAGUGACAUCAUCGCGGUGCAGCAGCAGCCCCUCAUGCUCCACUGCCAGGUGAACGGCAUCCCCCCUAUCACAACACAAUGGAGGCACAACGGCGUUCUUUUAACUCAGGACCAGUGUCACACCACCUUCAUCAACGGCUCCCUCCUAAUUGGCCACUUCCUGAAGACCAAGUCUGACAACUCGUCUGAUGAAGGCGACUACGAGUGUGUGGCCCAGAAUUCUUUUGGGUUGGUAGUGAGCCGAAAGGCGCGGAUACAAGCAGCCACCAUGGCCAACUUCCACGUACAACCUGAGGCGGCGCAUGUUGAGGAGUCUGGUGUGGCCAGAUUCCAGUGCCAGAUUCACGGCCUGCCGGAGCCCGUUAUCAGCUGGGAAAAAGAUGGCCGUCCUGUGGACACCAAGGACAAAAGGUACACCCUUUUACCGACGGGUGUCCUGCAGAUCACAGGAGUACGCGAGGAGGACAGUGGAAAGUUCUGCUGUGUGGCUCAUAACAGCGCAGGAGUUAAACACAGCACUGAGGCCCUCCUUACGGUUUCAGGUUCGCAGUCUUCUGUUUACAAAGAACCAAUGAUCCUAGUCGGACCGGAAAACCUCACCCUCACUGUUCACCAAACCGCCAUUUUGGAAUGUGUUGCCACAGGAUACCCUCGGCCCAUCGUGUCUUGGAGCAGGCUAGAUGGCCGUCCUAUCGGUGUGGAGGGAAUCCAAGUGCUCGGCACUGGCAACUUGAUGAUUUCUGAUGUUGGUGUGCAACACUCGGGUGUUUAUGUGUGUGCUGCCAACAAACCCGGGACCCGUGUUCGCAGGACUGCUCAGGGCCGCUUGGUGGUCCAAGCUCCUGCAGAGUUCACUCAACCUCCGCAGUCUAUUGCGCGACCCGUCGGGACCACCGCCAUCUUCACGUGCCAAGCCCAGGGCGAACCUGAGCCCCAACUCACCUGGUUGAAGAACGGCCAGAUCCUAGAGCCCGGGGGGCACGUCAAACUCAGGAACAGCAACAGUACGCUGACCAUCUACGGCAUCAGCCAGGACGACGAGGCCAUCUAUCAAUGCAUCGCAGAGAACAGCGCCGGCUCCACGCAGGCCAGCGCUCGCCUCACAGUGCUCUGGGCUGACGGCCUCCCUGGCGUGCCCACCAACGUGCAGGCUGAGGCCCUAUCACCCACCACCAUCCAGGUGUCCUGGAGGGAGCCUGAUCAGAACACGCAGGACAUCAUCGGUUACGUCCUCCAUAUACGCAGGACCGCAGACCCUGCGGAGAUGGAGUAUGAGGAGGCCGUCAGUAAGGCGACGCUGCAGCUGAUCAUUCGAGAUCUGGAGCCUUCCACCAGCUACACCUUCUACGUCAAGGCCUACACAUCACACGGUGCCAGCAAACCAUCGGACAGUGUCAUGGAGAAUACUCACGGGGAAGUUCCAGCACCUCCCUCGCUCUUCACCAAAGUGGUGAACAGCAGCGUGGUGCAAGCAGUGUGGGAAGCUUCCACCAAGAUGGGUCCACACCAAGGCUUCAGACUCUAUUACAGAAGGGCCCAUACAGCAGUAUUUACUGGACCCAUCGUCUUGCCACGCAACGCCUCCCAGUACAACAUCACUCAGCUGGAUCCCUCACUGGUCUACGAGAUUAAUCUGCUGGCCUACAACCAACACGGAGAUGGCAACGCCACCAUGCGCUUUGUUUCACUUCGGGAUGCUUUGGAGAAAUCUGUUCUGGACGCCUCAUGCGACUGUGUGCAAGACGAGCAAAGCAAAACGUCAACUACUGGCAUCAUAAUUGGUAUUCACAUCGGAGUCACCUGUAUCAUCUUCUGCGUUCUCUUCCUUGUCUUCAGCUACCGCGGAAGGUUGAUGAUGUGUAAGGCAGUUCAGGCAACCCCUCCGGCGGCACACAACCCAGCACUGGAGUCCUCCACCUUUUCCCAGGGGGCCUCUGGCCUGAACUCGGCCACCAGGAGGGAAAUGGAGGUCAAUGGCAGCACAGGAGGUAACAAAGUGGUUGACAGGAAUGAGCUGGAGAGACUUUUCCCUCAACCCAACACACAAGACACACGCAAGGCUGACUCAACCGUGGUGUCAUACUCACCUGAUGACACCCAGCUGUCCACAAUAGCGCUCGACGAAUUCACUGUCGAGCGGGACACAGACACGCAGUUCCUGGAGUCUCCCGCAACACGAACGGGUCCACAGAACCAAGGCUAAUCAGCGUACGAAGGCCAAUCCACACGCCCCCGUGUCCGCAGUGUCCACUCAGUUUCGUUCUCACUCAGGUUGUUCUUUCAAAGUAGUUUGCAUUUUUGUGCAACGAUUUGUAUUCGUAAGUUAAAGGAGUUGUAGGGAGUUUAGGACUGGUUUCAGGAAAGUUGUGUUUAGCCAGGCUGACCAGUUUAGUGUUCUCGGACUGUCACUAUUCGGUCCUUUGUUGAUUUUCUGGUGUUAGGCAGCACACAGAAGAGCCAAAAUGUCCUUGUUAUACAAAGAUGAUUUCAUGUUUAAGUUUAUAUAUUUACAUACUGUAUAUCUUUAUCAUCUCUGUGUCAAAGUGGUUCUAAGUUAUUGGUCUUAUCGCUACUUUCCUGUGGAUGUCAAAGAUGCCUGCUGCCUGCUCUAACAUACCAACGAUUCCAUCUCAGAAGACCUAAGCCUUUUUCAAGGGACUCGGCGUGUUCUGUCUCAGGACUUUUGGGUUAUUCAGUCGGGAAUUCUGGGCCUUCAUGCAAGCGAUUGUGUGAAGCUUGUUGUUCAACAAACACCUACCUCAGCCGGAAUGAAUGUGUUGUGGGAAGCCUUUAGGGAGCUUCCACUGUGUUUUCACUUACUGUACAUGCGGAGGAACUGAUGGGUCCGAAUUACAAGAUCAGGUGCCGCACUACCUCAGAUGUCAAAAAAAAAAUCGUCUCUCCUAAGCUCCUCUCGUGCUUGUCAAGGCAAAAAAAACGGCGAGUAUCCAACAUGAAGCACUUCCAAAUGCUGAAUUUAAUGUUCUACCUCAAAAAUAACAUUUUAAUGUUGUCAUUGUUCUAGUUGUUGUUUGUUGCAUAAUGAAAACAUUGUCAUUCUCUAUUUGGUUUGAGGAAUUUGAUAUUUGUAACUACGAUGUUGUCUAGUACCACAUGCAGGAUUAUAUCGUGUUUGCGUGUAAGUGUAUUAGGGCCACGCUGAAAAGAGAAAAGUGAGUUAUGAGUUUAAACUUUAAAGGGAAAAUAUUACCAGAACAAUGAUUGGAUUUUACAAGAAUAAAUUAGCUUCUGCCUCACAAUACGAACGUCCUGAGUAAUCCUGAGUUCAAUCCCGGGCUCGGGAUCUUUCUGUGUGGAGUUUGCAUGUUUUCCCCGUGACUGCGUGGAUUCCCUCCAGGUACUCCGGCUUUCUCCCACUUCCAAAGACAUGCACCUGGGGAUAGGUUGAUUGGCAACACUAAAUUGGCCCUAGUGUGAAUGUGAGUGUGAAUGUUGUCUGUCUAUCUGGGUUGGCUCUGGGAUGAGUUGGCAACUUGUCCAGUGUGUACCCCGCCUUCUGCCCGAUUGUAGCUGAGAUAGGCUCCAGCGCCCCCCGCCACUCCGAAGGGAAUAAGCGGUAGAAUAUGGAUGGAUGGAUAAGAGAAGCCUACCCUUGACCCCUGACCUAGCGCAGUAGAAUAGGUGUGGUCGUGGGGGAAACAUGCCAAAUUGAGUGUUUUGUCCAAGAGGAGAAGCAUACAGAUUUACCCUGUCCUAAUUACCGUAUUUUUCGGAUUAUUUGUCGCUCCAAAGUAUACGUCACACCUGCCGAAAAUGCAUAAUAAAGAAGAAAUUGGGGGAAAUUUAUUUGAUAAAAUCCAACACCAAGAUCAGACAUUUGAAAGGCAAUUUAAAAUAAAUAAAGAAUAGUGAACAUCAGGCUGAAUAAGUGUACGUUAUAUGAGGCAUAAAUAACCAACUGAGAAGGUGCCUGGUAUGUUAACGUAACAUAUUAUGGUAAGAGUCAUUCAAAUAACUAUAACAUAUAGAACAUGCUAUACGUUUACCAAACAAUCUGUCACUCCUAAUCGUGACAUCCCAUGAAAUCUUCUUCCUCGAUGUCGCUUCUAAACAACUCUGCCAACUCCAAACGUAUGUGCCGUUUCCUCUUGUCAUUUUCUGCUGCAUAUUUCACUACGUCCAGCUUGUAAUCUGCAGUACAUGAUUUCCUUUUCGGUGCCAUUUUUGUUCAGCACUUCUCAGUUUUUAUAAGUUACCGCGAACGUUGAAAUGAUCCAUUUUAAUAGCUACGGCAGUAGCAUAUAGCAUAUAGCAGUUAGCAUUCCAUGACCCACAAUGCACUUCUGCCAUGACCCUCCCCCGCCGAAUUCUUAUUGGUUGAAGUAUGUGCAAGGAUUGCUGACAUUUUCUUCAUCUCUUCCGCGAAUGAGAUAAAUAAUAUUAUUUGAUAUUUUACGGUAAUGUGUUAAUAAUUUCGCACACAAGUCGCUCCGGAGUAUAAGUCGCACCCCUGGCCAAACUAUGAAAAAAACUGCGACUUAUAGUCUGAAAAAUACGGUAUUAUUUUUUAAAAUCAGGUUAAUCUCACUUUUGGAAUUUGAUGAAUAAAUGCAUUAAAAUUACUUGCUUUAUUUUAAUAAAUUAAUAUAAGCUAACAUUUUAGCCCGAAUGCAAUGUCAUUGUCAGAAUGCCACGCACUUGAAUGCACCUCAUUUAUAUUCUCAAACCCCAGCGACACUUUGUACUAAAUGUAUAUGUAAAGUGUAAUCAUUGACCCGAUCCCUAACCGUAUAACAAGCCGCUCCACCUUUCUACAGUUAAAUUACAGGAAAAUAAACUGCCUGUUAUACUCUUGACAACACUACUCUUAACUCAUCUUGAGAUUUUUUUUUUUAACUCAAUUUCUUUGUAAAAGCAGGAGCGGGCCCUUUUAAGAUAUAAAGUCUACAAAAGAGGAAAUAUGUAUCAUUCCACCAGUUAAAUUACAUUAAAAUUCCCUUUUGUUUUUGACCGAUUCAAAACAAGGACUGGAUUUUUAGCAGUCACCCUUUAUUCUCGUAACUCCACUUUUUUUUCUUUUUAGCGUGGCCAAAUACUAAUAGCGUUCCAUUUGAAAAUUGUUUUUAUCAUUAUUAUGUUUGUUUUAAUUGUACUUUUGGGGGACGAAAAAAAAAAACAUUCUGCAUUGAAAAUAACAUUAUCCAGACUAUUUCCUGCUAAAUGAGCUGUGCUACUGCUCAUUUGGUUGAAAGGCAAAAUGACACAAAUGUGUGGUAGGAUUGAUUGAGUGUUGUGUGUGUGUCAAAAAGAAAAAACAUUUUCAUGAGUUUUAAUGAAUUUUCAUGUAUUAGAUUUCAACACAAGCACAAAUCUGAACUGGCAAGAAAUAUUACACGUUCACUGGCAAUGUCCAGUGUUUUGGUCGAUCAUUGACGCGUCUCUUGCUGAGGGUGAGAUGAGAAGGUUGAUGUUACUUCACAGAUCUAAUUGGGAAGACGAGUAGGUGUGAAGUACUAGUUUUCCCGCCUGUGCAAGGGGAUAUAUUGUAAUAAAUCCUGUCAAUGUUCUGCAGGUAUCUGCACUGUAAAGAAGAGCUGUCAAAAUAUAACAUACAAAGACAGCAUUUCAGGAAAACAACUAAAAACAAGUUCAAUUAAAUAGCUGCACGGACAGUUAAUUUUACUUGGUUUAACAUCCUAAAUUAGGUUUUAUGUGUGUAGAAAUUGGCAGGACUGUCAUGUCUUGUGAUCAUGUUUUCUUUAGUUAUAUUCUGUUUGUUUUUGACUCCAUUAGUUCCUGUUUUUGCGCACCCUGGUUUGUUUUAGUUUCCAUGACAACUCAUUAGGUUCACCUGUACUCAUUUGGACUC